Molecule: messenger RNA, 3760 nt
Organism: Limulus polyphemus (Atlantic horseshoe crab)
Lineage: Eukaryota; Metazoa; Arthropoda; Merostomata; Xiphosura; Limulidae
Product: cysteine protease ATG4C-like
Exons: 10
Coding region: 202-2856 (884 amino acids)
Molecular function (GO): protein-phosphatidylethanolamide deconjugating activity
Source: RefSeq, a predicted model, not a curated record
CGUAGUAAAUGUUUACGAAUGGGAUUUGAUAAGGAUGAUUUUACUUCAGUGAGGAGAUCUUAAGAGAAAAAGCCAAGGUGUUUUAUAAUGGAACUCGUAGAACAUAUCAACUUGAUGAUAAACAUGAAGAAUGUGAUCAUAAACAUAAAAUUGAUUUGUACACUUUGCUCAUUCUAUUAGUUAAGUUCAGAUGUUGGAACAAUGUCACAACAUGUACAUGUAACUUGCCCAAAAGAAACCCAUAGUUUCAAAUCAGUCUGCCCUAGAGAAGCUGGAAGAAGAGAGCAAAGUGAGAAAAAGCCAACAUCUCUAAGUGAAGUGCAUAAAUUAAGUAAUAAGAAUAAAUAUAAAAUUAAAUUGGAUGUACCAGUUCAAGGUGUUCAGCCUACAGCUGAACAUGCAGCUUGCUCAAAUGAAGUUAGACAGUUCAAACCAAUUAAACUUGGGUUAAAAGAACACAAUGAAAAGAAGACAAUUUCACAAAGUGAAGAGCAUGAAGAUAUUAAACCUUGGGUAGGAAAGUCAUAUUGGUAUGGUGAAGAUAAAGGCCUACAAUAUAGUUCAGGCUUCUCUAGAGAAACUGGAUCAAAAGAGCAAGUUAGCAAACAAUCAACAUCACAGAGUUCAGUAGGAGCUAGUGAUAAAAUCAAGUUUAAUGCUAGAGCACAUAAACAAAAUGAAAACAAUGUAGAGCAUGCACUUAACUUGAAGGAAAUCAAACAAUUUAGGAUGACCUGGCUUGAUGAUACACUAGCUAGACAGCAAGUUAAGAAGAAACAUAUAUCUGAGAAUGAAAUGGAUGGUAAUGAGAGUUCAGAAAAAGUCAAAACCAAACUAAAGUCUCUGUGGAACAAUAUGAAAUAUGGAUGGACUGUUAAAAUUAAGACUAACUUCAGCUAUGAAACACCAAUAUGGCUUUUGGGACAAAUUUACCACAAGAAACUCUUGGAGUCAGCAACUGCAAGCAUGGAGAGAUUUAAGCAAGAUUUUAUCAGUAGAAUAUGGCUUACAUACAGGAAAGAAUUUCCAGUAUUAGCAGGCUCAACUUUGACCACAGACUGUGGCUGGGGUUGCAUGCUGCGUAGUGGACAGAUGAUGCUAGCUCAAGCCCUUCUCUGCCAUUUUUUGGGUAGAAGUUGGAGAUGGCAUGGCUCUCAGACGGAGAGGACAGAAAUUUUUCAUAGAAUGAUCAUUCGAUGGUUUGGAGAUGAUAUGCACCCACGAUGCCCUUUUUCAGUUCAUCACUUAGUAGCUGCUGGACAGAGUUUGGGCAAGAAGGCUGGUGAUUGGUAUGGGCCAGCUAGUGUGGCAUACAUCUUAAAGCAAGCACUUGAGUUGUCAGCGAGUGAUCAUCCUCUUUUGGAUGAAAUUUGUAUAUAUGUAGCUCAGGAUUGUACAGUUUAUAUAGACGACGUUAUUGAAAUGUGCACGUCAUCACGGAGACAUUCCACUGAAUGCAAGUCAUCUUUCCUGAACAGCGUAUCACAUUCUUGUGAAUCAGCACGAGGCUAUUGGAAUCUUCUAUCUGAAUCACAUGAUGCUUUGACUAACCCAGCAGAAAGUCACUUAAUGUCUGUCCCAGAGAAUCAAGAAUCAGUAAGACUGUACUGGAAUCCACUUUCCAUGUUACACAGUUCUUCCGCCCAAGAUGUAGAAAAUGUUUCAUUUUUAUCAGAAAACCCACAACUAACGCAAAUAAAAAGAUUUAAUUUCCCAACUUCACACGAUGUAAAUUACUCCAUCCAGAGUGAAAGACAUUCUCCUUCAUAUCUUUCUGAGAAUCUUAAAUCAUUACAAGUGUCUCACUUAGGUUCACCUUCUGGUGAAUGUGCACAUCAUACAGAAAAUAGUGUAAUUUCUAUUCAAACACAACAAACUGGGCUUCAAGAAGCAGCUAUCAAUAAAUUUAAUCAAGCAGGUAAUGAUAGUGAAGGAAGUAAGUUUCAGGAACUUCAAAUGGAUGGUGCAUAUAGUACAAAUAUUGUUAAUUCUAUGGGCUUAGACAGGACUAAUUUCUUUGAAACUCAUUUGAAGCCUAAUAUGGAAAACAAAAGUAAAUUAUCAUUUCAUGAAAGUAAAAAUGAAGUAAAGUAUGAGAAUUUCAUGGACAAUAAAAGAACUUUGCCUGUUCAGGAAAAUUUAUUACAUCCAUCAUAUGUUAAGAGGUUAAAUUCUGAUCCUUCCACCUCUGGUGGGGAUUCUCUGAUUGAACAUCAUGACCAUGUAUCUCCAACUUCUCUUCCAUUUGGAAGUUCAGAAGAUAUGAUUGUAUCAACUCAAGAACAGACAGGAAGAUGGCGAGGAGUUGUAGUCCUUAUACCAACAAGGCUAGGGGGAGCCGAUCUUAAUCUCAUGUAUAUUCCAUGUAUCAAGUCACUUUUAAGUCACGAAAAUUGUAUUGGUAUUAUUGGUGGUCGACCCAAGCACUCUCUGUAUUUCGUGGGCUGGCAAGAGGAUAAAUUGAUUUAUCUUGAUCCACACUACUGUCAAGAAACAGUUGAUGUUCUUGCUCCUGACUUUUCAGUACAGUCAUUCCAUUGUUCAUUUCCUCGAAAGAUGUCAUUUGCUCGCAUGGACCCCAGCUGUACCAUUGGCUUUUAUUUUCGAGAAAGAGAUGAAUUUCUAAAUUUCUCGGAAUCUAUAAAAGGGGUGCUAGUCCAGUCCCAUCAACAAGCAGAAUAUCCAGUGUUUGUAGUGGCAAAUGGUCACUCUUCAACAACAUUAGAUGCAUCUGAUACAUAUUCGUGGAGACUUCUGGAAGAAGAGAUGAAGUUAGAAAAUUGUAGUCAAUCAGCAGAUUUCUUGGAUAACAAUGAAGAAGAAGGAUUAGAAAGUCACGACUUUGUACUCUUAUGAGUUUCUUGUACAAAUCAUUGUAAUUUAGUUAGCAGGAAUGUUUUCAGUGAAAGGCACAUUAGAGAAGCCAACAAAUUAUUUUCUAUUAGUAGGCAUAAAAAAUAGGGCAAGAUAUUUUGAUAGUAGGGCACACAUACAUACGUCAACUUACAACAACAGUUUAUAGUCAACUUUUCUUAUCUGUAUUGUAUAAUAGUUGUAGGCCAAUAUUACAAAUUGUAGUUAACACUAAAAAUUAUUAUUUGACUUUUAAGUAAUAGUGUUUAUAAGCUGUGUGCUCUGAAAGCUGUUUAGUUAAUCAACAGUGUUAUUAUAUACUGAACAAAUGAUUAUCAAAUUUUAACAAUAUUUUGAUCCUCUCCAACAUUUUAUACUUAGUAAGGAAAUGGUUUUUCUUUUUCAAAGCUAUGGGUGCACGUAUCUGUCUUAUAUGCCCAUUUCUUUAUCAUCAUUAAUGUGAUUAUUUUUAUGUUUAAAGAUGUUCAUUUGUGAAUAGUUAAACAGUAGCCUUGGUGGUUGUACCUUUAAAGAUAUUAUUGAAGUCAAAGUAUAAUUCAUUUAAAUUUCAAUUACUUACUAGUUUCAGUAUUUUAUAAUUGGCUUGAAUUAUAAGUUAUUUAGUUUGUAAACAGAAUUAAGAACUUCAGAAUAUUUGAUAAUCAUGAUAGGUAACACCUUGUAUCAACUGUUUUUUUUUUGUAAACAAUGUAUAAAAAUGUAGCCUUUAGGUGAGGUAACAUAAUGUUUUUUUUGUAUUACACCUUUUUUAUAAUAACGACAAAGAUAGUUGCACAAAAUUGGUAAUGUUUAAAAUGUUAAAAUAGAACAAGUACUUUUUUUUCAGAUUUGUUGUGGUACAAUAUAUUAAAAUCAUCAAAUUAUUUUGUCUUCUCUCGCCCACUGU